This is a messenger RNA of Scylla paramamosain (green mud crab), 1740 nucleotides long. Its product is annotated as dynein axonemal intermediate chain 2-like. The record is from RefSeq and is a predicted model, not a curated record. NCBI's taxonomy places the organism in Eukaryota, Metazoa, Arthropoda, Malacostraca, Decapoda, Portunidae. Gene Ontology annotation, cellular component: outer dynein arm. Gene Ontology annotation, molecular function: dynein light chain binding; dynein heavy chain binding. Gene Ontology annotation, biological process: outer dynein arm assembly; cilium movement.
AUGAACCACAGAGGGGGAUGGCCCAAGGACGUGUCCCUUACAGAGGAUGAUCAGAAGAUUCGCUACAAGAAGAAGAUAGAGAAGGAUGAUGGAUAUAUUCACUCCAUGCUGCAGCUAGGCGCGAGAAUCGAGCACUGCAUCCGCCAGAACAACGCCAUUGACAUUUACGAGAUGUACUUUGAGGAGGAGGAAGAGAGUGCAGUAGUGGAGGACCCGGAGCCCAUCAAGACAGUCAAUGUGAUACGAGAUCCACACGCGGGGCUCAGAAUGCUCACCUCCCUCUCUUUCGCUCCUGAGGGUGGACACAAGAUUGCUGCGGCAUACUCAUCCUCGAAGUUCAUGGGACUGGUGGAGCACACGCCGAAAAAGUCAUACAUUUGGGAUAUUAACACGAGCAGUCACCCUGAGCUGGAAUUACUGGGGCCAGCCUGGAUACAAUGCCUCCAGUACAACACGAAGGACAACAGUGUACUGGCUGCAGGGCUAAGUAACGGACAAAUCUCCUGGUGGGAUUCGAGGCAAGGAUCCAAGGCGGCGGGGGCAACAGGUCUGUCAGUGAGCCACAGACAGAUGGUCACGGCCCUUACCUGGCUGGCCCACAAGACAAGGUGUGAGCUGUUCUCUGUCUCUCUUGAUGGACAGGUACUUUGGUGGGACACACGCAAACUGAGUCAGCCAACAGACAGCCUUGUUCUGGACCCCGCCAAGAGGACCCCCAGUCACGAGCGGGCCCUCAGCGCCACCUGCCUGGAGUACGAGCCUACCAUGCCCACCAAACUGAUGGUCGCCACGGAGCAAGGGCAGGUCGUGGCGUGCAACAGAAGGGCCAGGAGUGCGCCGGAGAGGAUCAGUCUGAUCUACAACGCCCACAUCUCCCCCAUCUACUCCAUCCAACGCAACCCUUUUUUCCUGAAGAACUUCCUGACGGUGGGCGACUGGACCAUCAAGCUGUGGGCAGAGGAUUUCAAGGAGUCGCCCAUUCUGUGGACCAAGCCAGCGCCCGCCCAGCUGCGCGGGGGUUGCUGGAGCGCCUCCCGGUCAUCUGUUCUGUUCACGGGGCGCCUGGACGGGGCUCUGGAUGCCUGGGACCUGCUCACCUCCUGGACGGCCCCCGCUUCCACGUGUCAGGUGGUGGACGAGGGCAUCGAGGUGGUGGUGACGCAUGAAGGGGGAGACUGCUGGGGGUGGGCAGUCAGCUGGGCACUCUCUCUCUCCUCCACGUGCCGCCCAGAUUGGUGCAGCCCUCGGACAAGCAUGAGAAACUCGCCUUUACAGCGGUGUGUGGCGCGGCUCUAUGUGGCAACACUUAUCCUUGAGAGAGAAACGAGGCGGGAGCGAGUGUUGGAGGCGAGACACAAGGAGCAGAGGCUGAGGGAGCGGGUGAAGGGCGGAGGGACUCGGACGGCGACGGUGACGGCGAUGACGGUGGGAGGAGGAGGAGGAGGAGGAGGAGGAGGAGGAGGAGGAGGAGGAGGAGGAGAGAAGGAAAACAUCUCUCUCUCACUUGAUGAUCCAAUUAGCAACGCGGAGAGGGAAUAUUUUCGACAGGUGGAGCAGAUCAAGCAGGAGCUGGAGCAGGAGGAGCGUGAGCGGGAGGAGCGGGAGGAGCAUGUGGGCAGCGGCGUGGCGGUGGAGGUUACCCAGGCGCCUGAUGAAGCCUCGAGCACCGGGAAUGAAGCUCCGAACCGCGCUCAGACACUUGAGUACCUCCAUCAGAUCCCCCCUUGUUGUAUCUCUUAG